Molecule: messenger RNA, 5475 nt
Organism: Brugia pahangi
Lineage: Eukaryota; Metazoa; Nematoda; Chromadorea; Rhabditida; Onchocercidae
Source: the annotation of a GenBank genome assembly
AUGAAAGCAAAUCUCUUUACCAUCGCUAUGUAUUAUGCUCUCAUCGAACGAGCGGUGUUAACAAAAGUUCCAGUGUUAGCUCGACAACGGAAAACUAUCACACAAUUAACACUAGACAUCGAUAAAACUGUGAUCACGUCAGCAACGGAAAUUGUUUCUGGUAUUGAUGAAUCAUUCCCCGUUCUCAUCGCCUUGGACUUUAGCAGGAACAUUUUGGCCUAUAUGGAAAGCUGGCAGCGAUCAUCUAGUGGCAACAUCCGCGUGAUUGCUCUGGAUAAUAGUACAGUUCCAUCAUACAUACAACGCAGUAGCGGUGUUGCAGAAGAAACAGUCACUUCACUUGCUAUCGACUGGGUAACUGGCAAACUAUACGUGGGUGUUGAAACAGCUAGUAUACAUAAUGCUGGACGCAUAGAAGUAUGUCCUUUGGAUGGCCAGACUACUUGUGCUAUUGCACUGCACUCUAGUUUUGAAAAUCUGAAUUCUCGAGUUGAUGCCCUUCAUUCUCUGGUACUUGACCCAGUUGAUGGCUAUAUGUAUUGGUUGAAUCGUGUGCAUAAACGUAUUGAACGGGCGUGGAUGGAUGGUCGACAUCACGAUCCUCACUGUUUUAAAGAUAAUACUAUUGGUGUUGUUGCUACAUCUGCUCUUACGCUAGAACAGGUAAGUCGAAUGUUGUACUAUGUUCGUACUCGGACAUCGUUGGACGAAUCACAAAUUUGGAGCUGUUCAUUAUAUGAUCGUGAAUCGUGCCGAACAGUUGCCAGUAAAGUGAACGCCUUUUACCUCGAUGUUUUCAGUGAUUAUUUGAUAUGGACAUCAGUGACAAAUCAGAACUCCGGCAUAACAGUAUGUGAGAAAAUGGACUGUGAUCGUACAACUCGUGAAAUGAUCAAUUCAAGUGGUGUUGAAGCUCUCGUUGUAUUCGAUGAAGAGGUUCAGCCACUGAAGCAGUCGUUGAAUCCUUGUGAAUCAAAAAACGGUGGCUGUUCACACAUUUGCGUUCUGAUUCCUGGUGCACCAUGGCGAUCUUGCCUAUGCCCGGUGGGAGUUCGUCUUCUUCAAGAUCGUUUAACUUGUUCACCUAAUGGAAUAGAAAGUUUGUUAUAUGUGGCGACGACAUCAGGCUUGAUUUUUAUUUCAUUAGAUACAGCCCAUCAUACACCUCUGCCACUCCCAAAUGUAGCUUCUGAGAUACGAGACACUAAAGUUGUGCAUAUUGAUUUUGAUCCAAUCGAUAAGAAGUUAUUCAUGAUUGACGGAGACAUGGGUGUUAUUCGUAGGUGCAAUCCAGAUGGCACAGGAAUGGAGGUCUUUGUUGAAGAUUCAGAUAAGCUAGUUUCCGAUGCUCUAGCUGUUGAUUGGCUGAAUCGUAAUUUAUACUGGUUAGAUAGUAACGUUGCACAAAUCAAGAUGCAAAGCUUAUCUAGCAAAGGACGACAGAUAGUAAUAUCGCACGGAUUGAAACAGCCACGUGGUUUAGCUUUGGAUCCAGAUGGUGGUUAUAUGUUUUUUUCAGACUGGCACGAAAGCACGAGCCGCAUCGAAAAAGCAUGGCUAGAUGGUUCACAUAGGCGAGUGCUCGUUUCGCUGGAAAAAAAUGCCUGGCCAAAUGGAAUUGUGGUUGAUGCAAGGCAUAAGCGUUUAUAUUGGGCAGAAGGGAGUCGAUCAUUUAUUAAGUCAGUAGCAGUUGAUGGGAAGUUAGAUGUUCAGGUUUUCGCAGAAAGUGUGAACCAUCCUUAUUCACUUACUAUAUUAGGUAAUUCGUUAUACUGCAAUUCGCUGUAUGGUCGUAAGAUAUCAGUAUUUCGUGUACCUCGACACAAUGAAUCUGUUUUGAAUGUGCAGUUAUCUGUGGUAUCUGAUUCUGUUAUUUUUGGUCAGAUGGGUAUUCGAGCGGUUAAUCUGAAUCAUAUCCCGGAGGGUGUUUCUCCCUGUCAGACAAGUAAUGGUGGAUGUUCGCACAUUUGUGUCAAGCUACCAAAUGGCAAAAGAGGCUGUGUUUGUCCGGUUGGCUAUGAGUUGCAAGCAGAUAAUACAACAUGCAUUUUUCCUACUGCAUUUCUCAUCUACACUCAAAGCCCUGCAGUGAAUACAGCUAAUAGCAUCAUGCGAAUUUCUUUGGAAACAGCUCCAGCUAAUAAUCACCGUAUCAACAUUGCUGAUAUGACAUCAGCUCCAGUUAGCGUCGACAUCAAUCAGAAUUCCCAGAGAAUUUUUUGGUCAUCUGAAGGACGUGGUCGCUCGAUCCGCUCACUACUUCGUAGCGCCUUUUUUAACGGUUCUGGUUUGGAAACUGUGUAUGAAGGAAACGCAGUGAAUUAUAUCGCUGUGGACUGGAUCACCUCAAAUAUUUAUUGGUGUAAUAUGGAACAGCGUCGAAUUGAAAUGGUUCGUGGUGAUGGACGUCGUCAUCGUACAAUUGCAUGGGAAAAUAUUGAUCCUCGAUAUCUAGUUGUCCAUCCACUUCAGCGAUUUCUUGUUUUUGUUAAUUAUUAUAAUCGGCAAAAAAUCACUAUAAAUAAAAUACCUCUCCAUGGCGAACAAUCAGGAGGCCAAGUUAUUGUUCAACAGCUGGACACAGUUAAUGCACUUGCAAUUGAUUUUGAAUCUGAAUUGUUAGUGUGGUCAGAACUGAAUGAACGUGGAGGUGGAGUUUCCAUUUCUGACUUCAGUGGGAGAAAUCGUGUUCGUUUAGUAUAUAGUGAACAGUUAUUACCUGUUGCAUUAGCUGUUUAUAAUCGACAAAUAUAUAUUGCCAAUAUGAAUAGCAAUACUAUUGAUCUGUAUAGCGGCCAUGCAUUAACAGUUUUACAUGAUGGUGUCAGUCAUGUUUCAAAUCUUGUUGUUGCACAUGCGCAGAUAAGUAAAGGUUGGAAUGGCUGUGUUCAGAACAAUGGUGGCUGUAGUGAUAUAUGCGUGGCAGUCAGCGGAAGUUUGUACAACGCAAGUGCCAAAUGUUUUUGUGAGGAUCACUUUACCUUUGAUGACGUUGGUGGAAAGUGCUUGCCACCAAAACACUUUCUGUUGGUCGCUGUUCGAGGUCGCUUCAUACGUUUCAAUCUGAGACAAGCGGAUACCGGUGGCGUAUUCUGGAAGAAUGACCCUUAUUCAAUUUUGUCAAUAACAGAUGUUGGCACACCGGUUUCAGUGGGUGUUGAUUUAUUUUCUGCAAAUCGUUCGAUUUACUGGAUUGAUUCAAAUGAUGAUAAAGUUAUUAAACGAUCAUCAGAUUUAUCGCAAUCCAUGACGCAUACAAUUACAUUAUCAAAACAUUCGAAUUGUGCGAUACUUUUCUACUUAGCAGUCGAUGAAGUAGGCCGACAGUUAUUUGUUUCAUGCGCAGAACAUGGGCUUAGUCAUGCAUCAUCCAUUCAUGUCUGGCGUAUAAAGAAUAAUGAUCAUUUGGAAUAUAUCGGCGUUGUCGUGUCAGGAAGAGAGCGUUCUGUAGUAACUGAUCGACCUCCUUAUCCUCGACAAAUUGCUCUUUUUCCUAGACUGAACCUCCUUUUUUACGUUGAUGAUGCUGCUUCCAUUCCUGUGAUUGUUCGGUGUUCAUUGAAUGGUCGCCAGUGUGUACAGUGGGAAGCACCAAAUUUAAUGCACACCGUGAAACUUUAUGCUUUUCAAAUCAACGACCGAUUGUACUAUACGACAGCAAAUGGGUUGUGGUCACGAGAUGCACACGUGUUUUCGGAUGUACGUCAUCACGUCAAAGCGCGACCUUCAGAUAUUGAUAUGGUUCCAAUCAACGCGAAGAAAUUGAUAAUUAUUGCGAAAAAUGAAUCCCAAUAUGAUGAUCUGCUCUUGGAACUAAUGGAUGAUAUUCCUACUGUUUCUUUGGAUGAACUGAAAUGGAGCACAACAUCGCCCUUUUCAGUAAAGCAUAUUCUGGCACUGACAGUGGUUGGCAGUAUCGAAAGGGACUUUUAUGUUAAUUUGAACCAUACUUGUGCAGUAUCACACUGUUCACAUUUGUGCCGAGUCCCACGAGAUUCUAGGAAACGUCAUGAAUGUCUUUGCCCUCUUGGAUUUGGCUUGCAAACUCCAAGUGAAACUUUUUGUUUUAAACAUACAUCGUGUCUGCAUUGGCAAUUUAAAUGUGACGAUGGACAGAAAUGCAUACAUGCAAUGGCAAAAUGUGAUGGUCAUUAUGAUUGCGCCGAUGGUAGUGAUGAAUCUUCGCAUUGGUGUGGCAAUAUUGCUUUUGAUAAAUGGCCAUGUGAUAACAGGAAAGCAUCAGUUGCCCGAGCGCUUGUUUGUAACGGAGCAGAAGAUUGUGCCGAUGGAUCAGACGAGGCUCAUUGCCGGUGUGCUAAUCCGCUUUUUUAUUUCGACUGUACCUUUGGACUAAAUGCUGCAUUGCAUCCUGCUGAAUGUAUUCGCCGAGAGUUGAUUUGUAAUGGUAUAAACAACUGCUAUGCUGGUCAGGAUGAAGAGAAACAGCUCUGUGCUGAAUUUGUUGCGACAGUAACAGUUGCUACAGCUAUAUCACCUUCAUUCGAAUUGAUUAUACCCUUGGCAGUAUUUUUCUUAGCACUUAGUAUUGUAAGUGUGUGCUGCUGCCAUCUUUCGAAGCAACGACCACUAGGACAAAAUUUAUCUCAUGCAACAACACAUUCACUGCCGAUGAAUGCUGAGCCACUAGUGCUAUUGUCAGCACAUCCAGAUGGUACGCAGAUUGAGUUCCAGCUUCAUACUUACUCUGUUGGAGCAUCAUCGCUGUAUAAUGCAUUGCCUCCACCAAAUUCACGAUUAUCAACCGAUACAAUUUCAUAUCUUCACUCACUCAAUAGUAGCCCUUCGGAAAAGGGUUCCAUGCUUGCUGCAGUUAGUGCUGCUGUAGCUAAAGCAAAUUCGCGGAAGUUUUUUGCACCACCACCUUCUGCUGCAAGUUUGUCAACAUAUGGUGUUGUGAAACCAGCUGGGAUGCGAGUUCAUUUGCAGCACGGUGGUGGUGGUGGUAUAGUUUCCACUAGAAAUAGACGAAAACAACGAAAUCAUUCACGUACUGUUGGUAUCACCAGAACUUAUAGUCCUCCACCAUCGUACUCAAAGGUGAAGACUACUCGUCCAGUUCAUAUCGAUACGGAAAUGGGAUGCAGCGGCGAAGAGUCUCAGCAGCUACAAGUGCCAACGAAUAGUAGAAUUAUUUCCUCGAUAGAUUCAUCAUCAGUGGAAAGUGUGGGACAUGUAUUGUUACCAAGUAGUAAUUUUAUCUCAUCUGUUGAAUGUACUCAUCAACAACAUCUACUCGAUUACUCAUCAACGUCUUCUGAUGUUUCACUCGGGAGUGGCUUUUUGGCGUUAAUAAAUACUCUGCAUUACGCAAUUGUCACUGUAUGCCGGUUUCUGAUAAGCAACCGUUUAUGGAUGUAUGUGCAGGAGCAGGACUGCUUAUCGCUUAAAAAUAGAGCUGUCAUCAGUUUUAGCUUGACUGGAGAGCAGGAGAAUGCGAAUAAGUGUGCUUUCUGA